Molecule: messenger RNA, 6635 nt
Organism: Paramisgurnus dabryanus
Lineage: Eukaryota; Metazoa; Chordata; Actinopteri; Cypriniformes; Cobitidae
Gene: raph1a
Product: Ras association (RalGDS/AF-6) and pleckstrin homology domains 1a
Biological process (GO): signal transduction
Cellular component (GO): cytosol; plasma membrane
Source: RefSeq, a predicted model, not a curated record
CGCUGGAGGAGGGUGCAGCGAUAGUCACUCUUUUGUUUCUCUUGCCAUCAGUAUGAAGGAGACGUAACCAGUUCAUAACAUCAGGCUUCCUGCAGAACAGAGCCCAUCCUUGAAUUUGAAUUGCAAAUGCUUGUGAAAUUUUUUUUUUUUUUUUUUUUUUUUUUUUGACGUGUGGUAGGUGUGUUGGUUCGCAAAUCUGUGGACUUCUUCAUUUCACAGGUGCAUGAGUUAGAUUUGUUGUCAAGUUUUGGUUUAACAUGCGUUUACCCUGUAUUUUGUAAGCUUUUAUUCUGCUAUAGAUUAAUCGCGAUGCAUCCCUAGUUCGAUUGCAUUCCUGUUUAAAGACGAAGUGUGAACGCUGAUUGUUGGAACACCAGUAUAUUACAAACCAUUUGGGGAAGUUGAUAGACAGCCAGUCUUUGUAAGUACAAGCAGCACAGUUGUCUAGCAGCGAACAGCUGCAAAGCAGACAUGAAGACGGAUGUGUGUGAGUGUAUCAAGAAUUUUAGCCCUAUUUUUUAUUGAUUGAGGACCUUUUCCUUUCAAAAAUCAGCUUGGCACUGCCACAGAACCAAAGAUGGAGCAGUUUUCAGAUGAUGAACUGGAUCAUGCUGCAGAGGAGGACAGCGAUAAAGAAGACCAGGACCUGGAUAAAAUGUUUGGAGCAUGGCUCGGGGAGCUGGACAAACUAACAAAGAGUCUGGAUGACGGGAGACCAGAGAAGGUGCAGAAGGCCCCACUCAGACAAGAGUCAAACAUGGCCAACAUGGCCUACCGCUUCUCAGUUUAUAACAUAAAUGAGGCUCUGAACCAGGGUGAUUCUGUAGAUCUGGAUGCUCUGAUGGCAGACCUCUGCUCCAUCGAGCAGGAGCUCAGCACCAUCGGUAAGCCCGGCGGCUCCACUCGCCACGCCCUGUCAGGAGACGGCAAAGUCCGCCAGAAACCUCCGGCCGGCCGCAGUCACAGCACCAAGCACACGGGCAGCGGUGGCAGCGGGGGGGCGAGCAGCAGCGGCGGGAGCACCAGCAGCAGCACCCGCGCAUCACCCGCAUCUACGGUCAGAGUGGGCAGCACCAGCAGCAGACCACCUCUGGCGUCUAACUUCUCCCUGGAUGACAUCACAGCCCAGCUGGAGAAGGCCUCCCAAAGCAUGGACGAAGCAGCCAGACAGAGCACCACGUCUUUAGCCUCUACAUCCUCCGCUCCGUACUCUUCCUCCACCGUAAAGCGGCCGACCUCCCACCAUCAUCGCAGGACGGGGUCGGUGGGUACGGUCACAGAGCAUGAGGUGCGGCCCUUUGUCCAUUCUUCUCGCUCUAGCAUUAACUCCGCCUCUGCGUCCAGCAUGGACUCGCUGGACAUCGACAAACCCAAGUCUGAUCAGGACGGGGUACGAGAUGGGCAGGACCAGCCGAGUACAGAGCACUCGUAUCUGGACAGGGAGACCUCUCUCAUUCUGAAAAGCAUUGCAGGAAAGCCCUCUCACUUGCUGACCAAGGAAGAGCAAGCUGCCAAACAAAAAGCUGAAAACAUCCGAGUGGCUUUGGAGAAGAUUAAGGAGGCGCAAGUUAAAAAGUUGGUUAUCCGAGUGCACCUAUCAGAUGAAAGCUCCAAGACUAUGAUGGUGGAUGAGAGACAGACGGUGCGUCAAGUUCUGGACAGUCUGCUGGACAAAUCCCAUUGUGGUUAUAGCCUGGACUGGUGUCUGGUAGAAGUCAUCUCUGAACUCCAGAUGGAGAGAAUCUUUGAGGAUCAUGAGAACCUGGUGGAGAAUCUUCUGAACUGGACUAGAGACAGCACCAACAGAUUGAUGUUCAUUGAACGAAUUGAGAAAUAUGCUCUUUUCAAAAACCCACAGAACUAUUUGCUGGGGCGGAAGGAGACGUGUGAGAUGGCAGACAGAAAUAAGGAGGCUUUGCUGGAGGAAUGUUUUUGUGGUAGCUCCGUCAGUGUGCCUGAGAUGGAAGGAGUGCUGUGGCUUAAAGACGACGGCAAGAAAUCAUGGAAGAAGCGCUACUUCCUGUUACGAGCUUCGGGGAUAUAUUAUGUGCCAAAGGGUAAAGCCAAGGCCUCUAGAGACCUGGUUUGUUUCCUACAGCUGGAUCAUGUUAAUGUGUAUUUGGGUCAGGACUAUCGCAGCAAAUAUAAAGCCCCAACUGACUACUGUAUGGUCCUGAAGCACCCUCAGAUUCAGAAGAAAUCACAGUACAUUAAGUAUCUUUGCUGUGAUGAUGUCAGAACGUUACAUCAGUGGGUCAAUGGGCUACGCAUCGCUAAGUAUGGGAAGCAGCUGUAUUUGAACUACCAGGAGGCUAUGAAGCGCACAGAGGCUGCUCAUGACUGGUCUUCCCUUUCCAGUUCCAGUAUGAAGUCUGGCUCCAGUUCCUCCAGUAUACCAGAAUCUCAAUCUAACCACUCUAGCCAAUCAGACAGCGGCGUGUCAGAGACCACAUCCUCUGCUCAUAUUCGCUCUCAAAGUGUGGUCAGUUCCAUCUUUUCUGAGGCUUGGAAGAGAGGCAAUCAGGCUGAUGAGUCUAAGGUGAGAAUGGAUUCUGCCCCACAAACACAGCCUGCUAGAACCUCUUACCCUCUACAGCUGCCCCAGGUACCACAGUCUACCCAGUCACGUAGCAGCUUCAGCGGUUUGUCUCCGAUGUCCCCUCCCUCGCCUCCAUCUCCUCCACCGCCUCCUCCACCUCCUCCCCCUCUUCCCAACCCCACCCACCACCACUCGAACCCAGUUAUGUUUACAAAGUACAGUACCAUCGCUAGGCUUCAAAACAUUUCCCAGGCUUCAAAUCACUACAAACAGACCCCCUUAUUGGCCGCACAACAGCAACAGUCUCAGGCCCCUACCCCGCCGCCACAAAGCCUCAAGCCUGUAAUGAAUAAUAUGGCAGAAGCUGGUACCAGUCCUCCACCACCCCCACCUCCUCCUCCACCACCUCCUCCAGAGAUGCCAGUGCCAGGGUCAGCAAUGGCGGUGUUAAAGCAUGCCCCCGUAAGUCCCCAUUAUGUUCCCCUUCGACCUUCAGAGGAAGACCUCCUGCCACCUCCAUCUCAUUUACACAGUAAUGGCUUUUUGCCUCCACCACCACCUCCUGAACAGUUAAAAUACCCACCUCCCCUCAGCAACAAUGGGCUCCAAGAGUUCUUGGCUCAGAAGUUCCCUAAUAUGUCCUAUGAAUUUUCACCUGAUCUGCAAGAUGAAGAGCCUCCUCCACCGCCGCCUCCACCACCUCCUCUACCCGCACAGCCUCCAGUGUGUUUUUCGCCACCUCCUCAGCAGUCAGCUGGUCCUCCACCUGCUCCGCCCAAAACAUUCACUGGUGGGUUUCCACCGCAAACUGCUCUAAAACCUGGCCACGGCUUUUCUCCAGUUUCACCCGUGCCACCUCCUUUGUCUCCAACCCCUUCAUCCAGUUUGAAGAAACAGCAGAGCCUCUCCACCGGCCACAGUCCCAGUCAACCUCCACCUACACUUCCCAAGCAGUAUAGCCUUUCUUCAAAAACUCCACCUGUAUCUGCCCCCAUCUCUCCAACCCAGUCACUUGUAAAGCAGAUUGUAAACCAGUUCCCAGACACUCUUGAUGGAUCCAAAGGUCCUGUAUCUCUUCCUGUGGUAAAAAGCAAACCAAAAUGGCAGCCAGGUGGGCAGGCUCAAGCACAGUCACCCGAAUUUCCACCACCUCCACCAGAGAGUACCCUAGAGUUCCCACCACCUCCUCCUCCAAGCCCACCUCCCACCUCCGGCAAGUCUGGGUCACCACUCAAGAAGUCCCCUUCAACAUCAUCAAAUUCCUCUACCGGUUCAGUUGGGAAGAAGCCCCCUCCAACCCCACAGCGUAACUCCAGUAUGAAAGCGAAUGAGGGCCAAGAAUCCAAGAAAGUGGAGGAUCUGGUAAGCAUGUUUGCCCAAACCAGUCAAGCUCCAACCAGUUCUUUGUCAACUCCAUCCUCUACAACGGGAUCACCUUCCAAGGACCCCUCUGGCCCUCGGGCACCACCAAAACCAGGCAAGAUCAACUUGGCUAAUCUGCCUUUGGCUCUCCAGGGGAAACCCAGUCAGUAUCGCCAGUCCGGUGCAGAUUUUCCCUCUCCUCCACCAGAGUUUGACUUUCCCCCUCCUCCUCCAGAUUCAGAGCUCCUGCCUCCUCCACCUCUCCCAUCGGAACUGCAUUCUGGGGCUCCCAAAGUGGCAGUGGUCAAUCCCCAACCUCAACUGCCCUCCAACACAUCCUCAUGGAAGCAAAGCUCUUUGAAGAAAGCACCUCCUCCGACUAUGCAUCGACGCAGCAGCGGCCCACCCGAGCCACUUGCCCUUUCUCCACCUCCGCAACAGAUCCCUAUAUCCUCUUUCAAUUCGCAGAUCCCACCAACCUCCCCCAAGAGCAAUUUGGCUGUCCAGCCCAACUUCCUGGAAGAUCUGAACAGAACUCUAAAGAGGAAAUCCAUGACUCGACAUAGCUCCCUUACCUCCUCCCGAAUCUCUGCCAAACUGGAGCCGGUAGCAACUAUGGACGAUAUGGCCCUCCCGCCCCCUCCUCCAGAGCUGCUGCUGGGCCAGCAGAAAAAGGGUGGCUAUUCGACCGCCAAUAUCUCAGGCUAUGCAACGUUACGGCGAGGUCCUCCACCAGCUCCACCCAAACGGGACCAAAACACUAAACUGACAGGCGAGUGGUAGAUAUGGGACACAUGCCGGGAUACGCUACUCUCCUUUUCCACUCUGUUUAUCUUCAAUGGCUGAACAUGUCUGCAUUCAAAUAAUACUCAUUUUAACCCCAGAUAUAACCACGACGUAAAAAAGCCAGACCAUCUAUAACAUAAGCUUCUCUGCGUAUUUGUGCCGCUUUGCUAUUAAGUGUAUACAAAAAUACUGAGAAAAAAGACUGGUAUUGUUUAUAUAGGUACUGCAUGGACACUGCUGUGAGGAAAGAGGAUAAUGUACAUGUAUAAUAAAAUAUAUAUGUGGAACUCUGGGGUGGGAGGGACUUGUACCUUUUUAUAUGAAAUUAUUUAAUACCUGAAAUAUAUUCUUAUUUUAAAGUUUAGUUUUGAAACCCUUGACUGUAAGCGUUAAACGUGAAUAGAAAAUCAGGGUUGUCGAAUUGAUGCUCGUGUGUGUGUGUGUGUGUGCGCGCGCACGCAUUUUGUCUGAGCGAUUUGGUUGAUCCACUCUCAGUCAGAAGAAAAACGCGAGGGCCGGGUAAUAAUUCCCACUUCGCUUGUGCAAAUCCGACGUGUGGGAAUUGCACUUGUGUAGCAUACGUUCGAAAUGAAGUAUUCUACCGAAUUUUCCACAUUUCCUAAUUUAAAUGGUUUAGAACCUUCCAAUAAUGUGUCAAGAAAAGAAAACGAUUACCAUUGUUAUUGAUAAAUCUGUUAUGUUGUGUUGCUGUGGACCCUGCUUAUUUUCCAUGAAGAUGUUAGAAGAUGAAAAUGAGCCCAUUACCAGUUGAGUACAUCUCUGUGUGUUGCUGGGCUGUGUCUGGGUUGGGAAUGUGCUCUGUCUAUGUUGGUUACAUUACUAUCUAUCUGUACAUACAGUUGCAGUUCCUGACUUUAUCAAUGUGCGUUAGCUCUGCAUGGGUAAAACACACACACUAGGAAGUGAUUCUCUAUGUUUUGAUAUCUCUUGAUAUGCUCCAAUGGCCUCUGUACGCUCUGUAUCCCAUAUCUGGAACAUCCAUGUCAUGGCAAUGCCAAAAAUGUACUGACGUUAUUCCUGCAUGCAUGCUUCCCGUCAUAUGGUUGCCUAAAAUUGCACACCUUUUAGGGUUCCAGGAUCAUAGCCACACAAUAAAAGGUGUCAUGUCAAGUUUACUUGACUUACAAUGCAAAAAAAUUCACUGUGUGCCUACUGUCAUUGUUGUCCAUCUAUCAAACUCGAAUGCGUAGUUUGACGAAAUGUUUGCCUGUUGAUUUCGCAUCUCUGAAAUGCUUGGUUUAGAAGGACUGAGUGAAGGAACGAGAACAGAGCUAAUGCUGCUUCUUAAAGUCAGGAACCUUUUAGUUGAUUAAAUGGCAAAGUGUCUGUUACAUUUAAACUGAACAAUAUAAAUGUGUAAAUCACACCCGAAUGUUGUCCAUGUGCUUGUUCUGUUGAUGUUUCAUUAUCAUUUUAUACUCAAGUAAAACCAUAUGACGUGAUUACCAAAGUUACAAAUUUGCUACUACGGACAUUUCACCCAAAUAUCAUUUUCAUCUUUACUUGUGCAAUGAAAAAAAUAUUUGUUGUGCACUUUAGUGUUAUUCUUUUUAUGACAAAUUCUCAUUACUGUAAUGCAUUAAGACUAUUUAGUUUUAAGUUAUUAUAAGGAGAUCGACAAAUACUUUGUUUUGCUUGUGUCUUUGCAUUACAGUAAUGAAAUUGCUAUGGCACAAUGCUUAGUUUUUGAUGCAUUCUGUGAGAUUCAUUCUCCAUAUACUAUCAAAAGUCAUUUUUUGCUCGUUUUUGUUUUUUGUCUUGUUUGCGAGCACAGUUGUCUAAACAUCCUUAACACGUGAUAUAUUCCCUUGUGUUACAAAAGGUCAGAAGCAUUUCAUUUUAUUUAAACAGGACAUUACAAAGUUGAGAUAGAUCUUUGAAACCAAGACACAAAGUCUUGUUUCAUUUGCUUAUCUCAAGUACAUAU